UUUCCGCAAGUGGUAAAUAAAAUAAACAAAGUCUGGUUAAUUUCACAGUGUGAUUUCAGGACAUCUUCAGUAAUAAUGGGAAUCCAAGGACUAUCAAAACUACUUGGGGACUGUGCUCCAGGCAGCAUGAAGGAGAGUGAAAUUAAAAAUUAUUUUGGCAGAAAGGUCGCUAUUGAUGCAUCAAUGAGCAUUUACCAGUUUCUUAUUGCCGUCCGACAAGAUGGCUCACAACUUAUGAAUGAGGAAGGGGAGACAACUAGCCAUCUGAUGGGAAUGUUUUACCGGACAAUACGAAUGGUGGAAAAUGGAAUCAAGCCAGUUUACGUUUUUGAUGGGAAGCCGCCUGACAUGAAAUCGGGGGAGUUAGCAAAGCGGACUGAGAGGCGUGAAGAAGCUCAGAAGGAACUGGAGAAAGCAGAAGAAGCAGGUGACACUGAAAAUGUGGACAAGUUUAACCGCCGGCUGGUAAAAGUUACCAGACAACACAAUGACGACUGCAAGAAGCUGCUUGGUCUGAUGGGUAUUCCGUACGUCGAGGCCCCCUGUGAAGCAGAAGCUCAGUGUGCCGCUUUAGCAAAAGCUGGUAAAGUUUUUGCUGCGGGAACGGAGGACAUGGAUGCACUGACUUUCGGGUCUUCUGUUUUACUGCGACAUCUCACAUUCAGUGAGGCAAGAAAGAUGCCCAUUAAGGAGAUCCACCUGAACAAGGUUUUAGAAGAGUUGGAACUCAGUCAGGAAGAGUUUAUAGAUUUGUGUAUACUACUUGGCUGCGAUUACUGUGACUCGAUUCGUGGAAUUGGCCCAAAACGUGCCAUUGAGCUGAUAAAACAACACAAAACCAUAGAUGGGGUUCUCCAGCACAUUGAUAAAAAGAAAUACACAAUUCCUGAAAACUGGAUGUAUAAGGAAGCAAGAGAACUAUUUAAAAGUCCUGAUAUUAAAGACCCAAUAGACAUUGAGCUAAAGUGGACAGACCCGGAUGAAGAGAACUUGGUGGAAUACAUGUGUAAACAAAAGGCAUUUAGUGAAGACCGAAUUAGGAACGGAAUCAAGAAACUUACAAAAGCGAAACAAGGAACCACACAAGGGAGAAUGGAUUCAUUUUUUUCUAUCGUCUCCACAUCUUCGUCUUCAUUAAAAAGAAAGGCUGAACCACAAAAGGGCAGUGCCAAAAAGAAAGCCAAAGGAGGUUCAUCCAAACGGGGGAAGUGAAAUGGUAGCUGUCAAAGGAUAUUUUAAGAAACAGAAAAUUUGGAACAAAGAUGAUGUGAAUGAACUGGCUAUAUUCUAGCAUGAAAACACUGUACAAUGCUACUUGCUAUCACCAUCAAAUGAGUUCAUCUUGUUUUACGGAAGAGGCAUCAUUUAAGAUUUUAAUGCUUUUAGUAAUAUAAUCACUCACGCAACCAGUCACCUGUUUUAACAGAUCCACUUAGUGUUCACCCUGGUUGGUUUAUGUAGUACUUGCAUUAAGCAGGGGCCUAAUUCACUAAACUCUCACAACUUUGAGAUUUACAGCACUGAAAGACUUGCACGGACAACGUAAUUUUCUUAAAGAGAUCUUUGUAAAUUAGGCCCUAGCCGCGUAUCUGACGAAGCCACAUCAAUAUCAGCAGGGCUUGUAGAUUAUGGUAGCUCCACUCCCAUGGCUAGUGAUAUUCGAUGUUGGGCUAGUAAAUAACUGCUAUUGCCAUGCCAGACUGCUAGUGGAAAAAAAAAGAAGUCAAAUGUUGCAGUUAAGUCGAU
Gigantopelta aegis is the source of this 1746-nucleotide messenger RNA. Its product is annotated as flap endonuclease 1-like. Bases 76 to 1212 code for a protein of 378 amino acids. The transcript has 13 exons. Gene Ontology annotation, cellular component: nucleus. The record is from RefSeq and is a predicted model, not a curated record. Gene Ontology annotation, molecular function: magnesium ion binding; DNA binding; manganese ion binding. NCBI's taxonomy places the organism in Eukaryota, Metazoa, Mollusca, Gastropoda, Neomphalida, Peltospiridae.